AUGGUCCUUGUAGGAGGAGGAUUCUUUGAAGCGGCCCGAGAGGCCUCUGAGAGGCGGAAGGGAAGGCCCAUCAGGGGAGAGAAGCCUUCUGGAAGCCAUAGCAGGUACUCUUGGAGUCUUGUGGAGGAAACAAGUCCAGAUGCUCUGAGAACAGAGGACCCGGGCACAUGCCCACAGGAAAGGACCAUCCCAAUGCCCCAUCCAGUGGUCCUUGCAGCCCUGCUCUCAGCAUUGCUCAUGGUGGACACUUUCUGGGCUCCAGGCUACCUGCCAAUGUCCAGGCUCUCAUACAGCUCUACCAAAGGAGACGUGCUCACCAGGCUUGUGAUCCCCUUACACAUAGGGCUGGAUCAGCCAGAAGCCAAGUUCCAGCAACCUCCAGAGCAGCCGCUGUGCCAACAGGGACCUCAGGUCUAUGGCUCCUGCAUCUCAGGGAUCUGGGUCCUGGCGACCACCCUGGCCCUGCUGUCCAACCAGCCCCGGUUCACAUGCAACUUCAGCUGCAGCCCCCAGCCACUCCUGGGUGUGAUUGAGGGGGUGACCUCCCCCAAGUCAAAGCCCAAGGCUAAGUUGCUGUCUGUGUGCAAAGUCCCUCGAGUGAGCCAUGGAUCUCAAUACCCCAGAUUCUCCAAACAUUUCUAUUUCCUAUCCUUCCUAUGCAUAGGACCCAGCCAUGCCCACCAGCAGCCCUGGUGGCAUCAGCAACUGCAGGUGAAGAUGGGGCACAUGGGUGGCUGCCUGGCCUUCUCAAAGAAAAUCAGCAGCCCAGGCAACGGGACCAGCAGUGCAGCUGACCUCGUCACCUCAUCGUCUGCCACCAACAUCAUCAUCUGUGACUGUUACCAUUUUCACUUCAGACUGACGGCUGAGGCCCUGUGGGAGAAGAAUGGGACUGGGAAGAUAAGGAUCCUCUCUGACUCCUUCUCCUCCAAACCCUUGAUGCUGGACCAUGGGGACCAGAAGUUGCUGAAUGGCAGCUAACUGACCAUAUACCCAGGAACAGUGCCCAGCUUUGAGGACUUCCUGUUGGAGCUGCGCCCAGCCACAUACCCAGGCAACAGUUUGGUGAGGAAGCUGUGGGAGGAGCUACAGGGAUGCAGGUGGCCUGGAUUGGGGCUUCCACCCAGAGAAGGGGCCCAGAAUUGCAUGGGCCUUGAGAACCUGGCAGCUGCCCACUUGUCUGCCUUCAGACUUCCUAAUCUGAUACCAUUUAACAAGCCUGCCUGGAAAAAUGUCCUACGGGAACCAGGAAGUCAACCCUAUCUGAGAAGCCAGACUGCUAUGCCAAUCUCCCCUCCCCCAGGAGAAAUCGCCAUGGCACCAGCUAGUGCUGCAUAUCAGAAGUGCCCUGGGGACAAGUGGCCCAACAUGGGGAAGAACCAGUGCAUUUCCAAAACCCUUGACUUCUUGUCCUACCACAAGCCCCUCAGCACAGUGUUGGCUGUCUGCAAAGCCCUGCUCUUCCUCCUUGCCCUGGCCACCUUAGGCAUCUUCACUUGGCACCACCACACCCCCAGUUCCCAAGCAAAUAACAACCAGCUCAAUGACCUUCUGCUGUCCUCCUUGGCACUCUGUUUCCUCUGCCCCUUCUUGUUCAUUGGCCACCCAGGCUCCAUCACCUGUGCUGUGUGCCAGGUGGCCUUUGGUGUCACCCUCACAGUCUGUGUGUCCACUGUGCUGGCCGAGACCACCAUAGUGGUGGCAGCCUUCCAUGCCACCCAGCCAGACACCAGGAUUAGGAAGUGGGCGGGGCUGGUUUUCCUUAGCAUCAUCUGCAUUGUCUGUUCUCUGGUCCAGGCAGCCUUGGGUACACUCUGGGUGACCAGAUGGCCUCCACAGCCUGUGAAUUCUUCAGAGCCCGUCCACAUGACUGUAAAGUGUGAUGAGGGCUCCUUUGAACUGUUCAAUGUCAUGCUGGGCUCCAUAGGUUUGCUAGGUCUGAUCAGCUUGCCGGUGGCCUUCCCUGCCCGCCAGCUGCCUGACACCUUCAACAAAGCCAAGUCUACCAUUCACAAUAUAUUGGUCUGCUCCUGUGCUUGGGUGUCCUUCUUCCCUGCCCACAUGAGUGCCUGCAGCAGAGACAGAGUGGCUGUGGAAAUCUCUGCCAUCUUGGCAUCAAGAACAGGCCUGUUGUCUUGCCUCUUCUUUCCCAAACGCUACAACAUCCUGCUCCACCCUGAAAAGAACACAAAAGUAGCAAUGCUUGGCAGACACCACCUCAAGUGA
This is a messenger RNA of Choloepus didactylus (southern two-toed sloth), 2226 nucleotides long. RefSeq lists its product as uncharacterized. NCBI's taxonomy places the organism in Eukaryota, Metazoa, Chordata, Mammalia, Pilosa, Megalonychidae. Gene Ontology annotation, cellular component: membrane. Gene Ontology annotation, biological process: G protein-coupled receptor signaling pathway. The record is from RefSeq and is a predicted model, not a curated record. Gene Ontology annotation, molecular function: G protein-coupled receptor activity.